This is a messenger RNA of Schizosaccharomyces osmophilus, 1008 nucleotides long. Its product is annotated as ornithine cyclodeaminase-like protein. NCBI's taxonomy places the organism in Eukaryota, Fungi, Ascomycota, Schizosaccharomycetes, Schizosaccharomycetales, Schizosaccharomycetaceae. The record is from RefSeq and is a predicted model, not a curated record. The coding region runs from base 1 to 1008 and encodes 335 amino acids. The transcript has a single exon. Gene Ontology annotation, cellular component: cytoplasm.
AUGAAUAAUAAGCUCACUUCUCCUACCGUAUUUUUUUCUCGAGAUGAGUUAGUGAAUUACUUACCUUGGAACGCUUUGAUUGAUGCCCUUAGGGACAUCUUCACGAAAGCAAUUGAAUGUCCCCCCAGACUCCACUAUCCCAUAGAAAGCUCUGUGAAUGAACAUGAAGCUCAUGGUACCAUGUUGAUCAUGCCUUGUUGGUCUCCUGGUGAAUACAUUGGCGUCAAACAGGUAAACGUUUUUCCCAACAACAGUAAAAAGAACCUACCAAAUCUUUCCAGCCAUUAUCUUUUAAGCGAUGCAAAUACUGGUAUCCAUUUAGCUCAACUCGAUGGAGGAGAACUCACAUCUCGAAGAACUGCUGCUGCCUCUGCUCUUGCAUCUAAGUACUUGUCUAGAAAUGAUGCAACCUCGCUUCUGAUUUUAGGAUCUGGCAACGUUGCUAAAAAUCUUAUUUACGCUCAUUGCUCUGUUCGCCCCAUCAAAAAGAUUACUGUUUGGAACCAUCGGUUUGAGAACGCUAUAGCUCUCGUAAAAUCAAUUUCUGGUGACUUUCCUUCAAUCAAUUUGUGCGCUGUUAAUGAUGAAGAUUUGGAACACACCGUUAGAGCUUGUGAUAUUAUUUCGUGCGCAACCUUGAGUACAUCUCCUAUUGUGAAAGGUUCAUGGAUUCAGCCCGGUACUCAUAUAGAUUUAGUAGGCGGUUUCACUCCAAAAAUGCAUGAAGUUGACUCCGCUUGUGUUUCUAAAGCGAGCGUUUUUGUCGAUACAAGAGCCGGUGCACUCUCUGAAGCUGGUGACCUAUUAACACCAAUUAAAGAAGGUGCAUUCUCUCCCGACGAUGUCCAAGCUGAUUUAUUUGAUUUAAGCAAUGAGCAUCACAAGGGACGUGCUCAAUUAACUAACUUCCAAGGUGCCAUAACCCUCUUUAAGUCUGUAGGAGACUCGAGAGAAGACCUUGCUGCAGCUACUUUAGCUUAUAACACACAUAAAAACAAGAGACUAUAA